UGAAAUGGAAUCCAGUUGUUAAAGCCACUAAUGUGGAAGUUUAUGUUGCAUGGUCUGUCUUGGAUUAAGGGUGGUCCUCUAAUGCUCUAUUUCUGAGAAAUGUAUAGACUUUAGCGAUUUUAAAUGCGCCAGCUUCUUCCAUAUGAUCCGUCCCCUCUUCUUAAAUAUAAUCUGUCCCCGAUCUAGACUGAAAAACCAUGCUACCUUUUACACUGUAGUUGGUUUCCACUUGAUGCACAUCUUUAUUUUCUUCAUUCAGCUUCUUCUUUGUCUCUCUGUCACGCUCUGAUUGAUUGCCAGAACAUUAUCAAAGCACACUUCAACCACUUUCCUCCUAGCAUAUGGUAAAACCUAGCUCUUUCUUGGAGAAGUUAUUGCUUGUUAAUCUAUGAUUUGAUCUGCUGUCUCUAAAGAGACUCGCAUAUCUGCUCGGAUAAUAACCAUUUUUGGCUUAAUCUAAGAAAUAGAUGUUGGCCUGGAAAAUACAAGCUAACCUUACGUUUUUUGUGUCCUGGAUUCAUUUGUUGAUUUCUUUGAUCUAAUGACAGCCUCAGAAACAGAGUAAAGAUCUCAGGAAAACCAACCAAACCUGAUAGGGUUGAAACUUGAAAAUCAAUCUUAAUAGCAAAGAGACAAUACUGGUCACAAGAUUCGCCCCUCAAAAGCCAGUGGUCCCCUAACAUGUUUCAAAUUUGAUGUGCUUGUGGUUCUAAACUUUGUCUCGUUGUGCGUGGGGAGUAGGGUUUCAAAAGAAGUUCACAUCAUACAAGUUACCUUGCUCGAUUAUUUACAGUUGGUCAAUUCUAUCUGCCACUAUACUAUAAUCAAUUUAGAAGCUUAAUCAAUGCAAAGGUUAUUGUCUUAAAUUUGUCAUCAUUCAGAUUUAACAACGCCUUACGGCCUGAGGGCCCUAAGCCAGCAAAAAAUCUGCAGAUUCUUCUCUUCCAGGCUCACGAAUCAAACCACCCCGGAGUAAAUAUAACAACCAGUCAUUGAUGAAGGGUUCUUUUAAAGUCACCAACCCUUUGUUCACAAUCUUAUCCAAACCUUUGCGACAGACAAGGGUCAAUUCGAAGACUCGAAGCUUCCUUAAUGUUUCAAACACACUAGAAUUUAGUUUGAAUCAUUUUUAUAAAGACUUAUCCGUUGCUUUACCAACAAGAUAAGAGCACGCCUACAUUGGUUUUUUCCUGGAAAAAGCUUAGCUUGCUAAAGUGCGCAGGCCAGGCAGACAGGAACGUUGCACAACAACCUUGGGUGGGUUCAUCAACACCCAACCCAAGAAUCAAUGAUUUUUUGUGAAUAGGAAUGUAAAUAUACAAAACAUGGGGUACAUUUGAGAAUUUAGAAAAAGUACAAGUGCAAAACUGAAAAAUGUCCAUUAUAAUAUUACCCGGUGGACAAAAAUUUGAAGAGAAAGUGGAUAAAAAAAAACUUGAAGAAAGAAGCAAAAUUAUUUAAUUUUCGCAAGCCAAGCCAACCCCGCAGUUCUUUACUUUCUUUACUGUGAUUCUUCACCCAAGACCCUAAAAAAAUUAGGGAAAAGAAAUCACCUAGUUGUAAAUGGAAUAAUCACCCAGCAAAUCUUAGUAGACCAACUAAAAGAAAAUUCCAAACUUUAGAUUCAGCUCUAACCCCCUUCAGCAAUGGCCUCAUUCUCCAUUUUCAACUACUUCACAGCCCUAACUUUUCUUAUUUUCCUCUUCAAAAUCCUAGCUGCAGACCAAAGUUUCUCUUUUUCCUUCAAAAGUUUUGCUAAAGAUCCAAAUUUUGAGUCCAAUAUUGCUUUAUAUGGGGAUGCGCAUGUUGCUAAUGAUGGUUCUUGGAUUCAACUUACUAACUCAGUGAGUUGGAGUGCUGGGAGAGUUAUGCAUAAGAAACCCAUCAUGCUUGUUGAAGGUAAAGCCAGGAAUUUUGCUUCCUUUUCAACUUACUUUUCCUUUUCAAUGUCCCAUGAAAAUGGUGAUGGUUUGGCUUUCGUUAUGGUUCCUGGUAGUUUUGUUGCUAAUGUAUUGCGCAAUAGUUCGUUUGGGAUUUCUUUUGGAUUGGAUAAAAGUAAAAGUGAUGUUGUUUCUGUAGAAUUUGAUACCUUCAAAGAUGCCAAGUAUGGUGAUUUGAAUGAAAAUCAUUUGGGCAUUGAUGUGGGUAGUCUUGUGUCAGUUAAAGUGAGAAAUCUAUCCUCUGUCAAUUUGGUAUUGAACAACGGAGAAAAAUUACAUUCUUGGAUUGAUUAUGAGGCAAGUUCAAAGAGACUAGAGAUUAGGUUGAGACAAUCUAGCAGUACUAGACCCGAUGAUCCAUUACUUUCAUACUCAAUCGACUUGUCAAAACAAUGGAAUGAUGAGGAAGUGUUUGUGGGCUUCAGCUCUUCAAAUGGGAACUCUUCGCAGACCUGUUUUAUUUACUUGUGGAGUUUUAACCUAAGACCGGUUCCAAAUUGGAUGCAUUCUGAACCAGUUGAUCCUAAGGCUAUUGCAAAGAACACCAAAUCUCUGACAACAGCGCACAAGAGUAGCAAUUGUUUUUGGAAAGUGCUUGCUUUGUUCAUCUUCGGUGGUGCAUGUGGAGCCUUGACAACUUCUUGUGUUCUAUACAUAUGGACCAUCCUUGGUAAUAGGCGCCCAGUAGUGCCUGAAGAGUGUGGUGUGCACCCUGUUGAUUUUGAGUACAAAAAGGUCAAAGUAGUAGUAGACAAAGCUGUCAAAGACAGCAAGAAAUAGACGUUAGAGUUUGGGUUCUGUUGGAUGUUUUAUGUUGUAAAUUGAUGAUCUUUUUGUAAUUGUAGUUGUAGGUUUUGUGUGUGCUUGUAGCUGAUGACCAAUUGUGAAAAAUGUAGCUCUCUGUUACAUAGUGUUUAAUGUUGGAAGCAUUGAGAUUUACCUUUAAUAGAAAUUGCAUUAUUGCUUGUGGUAACCUUAGUUGUACAUAAUUCCUGACUAUGGUCUUUGUGUAAGAAAUCUAUAACUCUGACCUGAUUUGAGGAUAAAUGCAUGAAUUAAGGUCUUUGCAGGGACACACUACAAGUCUAUCUUGUGGUUUUGGCCAUCAUGCUCAGUGCGGUAGGCUGUCUUAUGUAUGCACCUUGUUUUGUAUCGUUAAGUGAUGGAUGAAUUGAUUUCACGUUUAAUAUAAUUUGCUAUGUUUUGGCUAUCAAGGCAUAAAUGUCUUUUUGCCAGGUACUGACAACAGCUUCACUCCGUACUCCUUGGACUUUGCCUGCUUUCAGAACUAAUGAGAUUAUGAUACCAGUCGAGUGAGUGCUCAACUAUGUGGCUUUUGUGAAGGUGGUUAGCUUACCAUGUUUGUUUAGCUGUUCUUUUUCUCAUAAUCAUUAGUCUUGACAGGUCGUGUUACUCAUCACAAAUUAAAUAUAUGAAUAUAUAUUU
Molecule: messenger RNA, 3386 nt
Organism: Durio zibethinus
Lineage: Eukaryota; Viridiplantae; Streptophyta; Magnoliopsida; Malvales; Malvaceae
Product: agglutinin-2-like
Molecular function (GO): carbohydrate binding
Source: RefSeq, a predicted model, not a curated record